CACUGUGAUGCAACCUAAGGGUAUGGUCACAGACAGGAUCUGUUGAAAUGCCUCAUGGUGUAAUUUAUGAAAUGUGAAUUGCAUUUUAAAACAAGCGGACAUGAUUUUGCAAUAUGUGAAUUCAAUAUCAUUAUUCAUUGGUGUACACAGGGUUGGGUUUACCAAUGGAAAAUUCUGACUGAUAGCAUCUAGCCCCAGCUUCCCUAUUCUGAGUAUGUUGUUUGAGAUAGGUCAAUGGUCAGCUUAUAGGAAGUAAAAGCUGUGUGGAGUGGCAGCAGUAGAGAGGUUUAGUUUCAUAACAGAAAUACAGACACAUGAGUGGAACAUUUGUUUGUAGGUUCACAGUCGUUCUGUCCUUGUGCCUUGACUCCAGGCUGGAGGAUGGGGAAUAUAAUGCGAGGUGAGAGUGCCAAGGAGACGAUCAACACAGACAGCUCUUUAAAAGGCCUGGAGGACGACAUGGUGGUGGUGCUUCAGGACUACCCGUCGCCGGACAUCAGCGAGCCGAUCUACAGGAUGGGGGAGAAGCUCAGACUCAUAGCUCAGGAGUCUUACUGGUGGAGAGUACGCUCCAUCCAAACACAAAAGGAGAACUACAUACCCAACAGCCAUGUGGCAAAGGUGUACCAUAGUUGGCUGUUUGAGGGGGUGGAGAGGCAGAAGGCCGAAGAGCUGCUCAGUUUACCCGGGAACAGAGUGGGCUCCUUCCUGGUGAGGGAGAGUGCCAGGGAGAGAGGUCUGUACUCGCUCUCAGUGAAGCACAGGAGUGUAAAGCACUAUCGUAUCUUAAGACUGGACAACAGCUGGUACUACAUCUCCCCUCGCCUCACUUUCCAGUGCCUAGAAGAUAUGAUCAACCACUACUGUGACGCUUCAGAUGGCCUCUGCUGUGCUUUAACCUCCCCCUGUCAGUCGAGCACGACCCCCCCCGCCUGACUCAGCCCCAUCGUAGUGAUGAGACGCAACUUUGGACUGGAAAGACAAAUAGACAGCAAGCAGCUGGUGAGCACAGAGAGCUGCGGUGACAACAUGGUGAGCUAUGGAGUCAGGAACAGCAUCGCUGCCUACCUGUCCUUUUCUGGGAAUCGAGACCCUGCACAGAUGAGAGCCGCCAGCAGGAGGAAAAAGAGUAAAUCUAUGUAUGCUCUCCCUGAGAACGGCCACGGAACCAUUGACUAUGAGGACUUCUAGAGACAGCAGCGGGGUUCAAAGAAUGAAAUACCUUCAGGUUGAAGGCAGUAGAGGGCAUCCUUCUCAGCAGCAUCCCAAACCUCGAAGUGUGCUAUAGCUUCUAAUGUGAGCACUUGAAGUACUUUAACAAUAACGCAAAUUGCAUGAGCGCUUACACUUUGACUCAGCUAAUAAGAUGGAACUUUAUGGAGUUGAACUGGACGAUGGUGCAAUUGAACUGUGGUGUGUAUUCUGGACGAGUCAUGAUCACAAACAGCCGGCAUUAGGAGAGCGAAGAACAAUGUUAUGGGUAUUGUUUGGUAAUUAUAUUAUUCAUAUUUGUGUGUGUAUAUUAGUAUUUGUGGCUUUCAAACUAUUCCCAGUGUUCUUAAUAAAUGUGAUAUGGUUAAAAAGCAA
Gymnodraco acuticeps is the source of this 1587-nucleotide messenger RNA. It is a transcript of the gene sla1a, whose product is annotated as Src like adaptor 1a. The record is from RefSeq and is a predicted model, not a curated record. Lineage: Eukaryota; Metazoa; Chordata; Actinopteri; Perciformes; Bathydraconidae. Gene Ontology annotation, molecular function: protein binding.